UUUCAUUUCAUCAGAAACAGAGUGAGGGAGACGAGUAGCAGAGCAUAAGCAGUACCCCUACCAGGAGGACGAAGACGAGAUGCCGUGCCUCAACAUCUCCACCAACGUCAGCCUCGAUGGCAUCGACACCUCUGCCAUCCUCAGCGAGGCCACCUCCUCCGUCGCCAAGAUCAUCGGCAAGCCCGAGGCCUAUGUGAUGAUUGUGUUGAAGGGAUCUGUGCCAAUGGCUUUUGGAGGGACCGAACAGCCCGCAGCCUAUGGAGAACUGGUGUCAAUUGGAGGUCUCAACGCCGAUGUGAACAAGAAGCUGAGCGCUGCAAUUGCUGCGAUUCUUGAGACCAAGCUCUCUAUUCCCAAGUCGCGGUUCUUCCUGAAAUUCUACGAUACCAAGGCCCACCAAAUCCAAGAGUAUGCUCAGUGUUUGCAUGCUAUACACCAGUCAUAGAUCGUGCAAUUGACCCUUACUGGCUCCUUCUUCGGAUGGAACGGAUCCACCUUCUAGAUGCUGUGCAAGGCAUCCCGAAAGACAUAAGACUGGGGAAUCUGCUUUAGAUUUUAAUUCUCUCUGUUCCCUCCGUAAGUUAAUUACCUUAAUGCAAGGGAAGCAGACAUCAUCCGUUUCCACCUUAUGAUUGAUUAGUUCUAGUAAUAUGUGGAACCGUGAAACGGCUUAUGACUAUAUACAAUAUGAUUCCCCCGGAAUAUGCCUAUUGCUAUCGUGCUAUGCCCUAUCUCUUUAAGCC
This is a messenger RNA of Punica granatum (pomegranate), 743 nucleotides long. Lineage: Eukaryota; Viridiplantae; Streptophyta; Magnoliopsida; Myrtales; Lythraceae. The record is from RefSeq and is a predicted model, not a curated record.